Hevea brasiliensis (rubber tree) is the source of this 728-nucleotide messenger RNA. RefSeq names its product heavy metal-associated isoprenylated plant protein 39. NCBI's taxonomy places the organism in Eukaryota, Viridiplantae, Streptophyta, Magnoliopsida, Malpighiales, Euphorbiaceae. The coding region runs from base 157 to 462 and encodes 101 amino acids. Gene Ontology annotation, molecular function: metal ion binding. The record is from RefSeq and is a predicted model, not a curated record. The transcript is spliced from 3 exons.
GAAAGCUUACGCCUCCACCUGUAGCGUACAAAUUAAUUUCUCGAACGUUUCACGCCACCCUUUUAAAAGAGAGUUAAAGAAUGAAACGCCAUACAACUCCCAAAAAUUCAUUUCAUUUUUGACUUUCUUCUAAGCUUAUAUCAUCUGCCUCUUCCAAUGGCUCAGAAGGCGGUGCUAAAGAUCUUGACCAUGACCGAUGAUAAGACUAAGCAGAAGGCCAUAGAAGCUGCUGCUGAUAUUUAUGGGGUUGAUUCGAUUGCCGCUGAUCUGAAGGAGCAAAAGCUAACAGUGAUAGGGCUGAUGGAUCCAGUUGCAGUGGUGAAGAAGUUGAAGAAAGUAGGGAAAGUGGACAUAAUUUCGGUUGGGCCUGCCAAAGAAGAAAAGAAAGAAGAGAAAAAAGAAGAGAAGAAAGAGGAAAAGAAGGAAGAGAAGAAAGAAGAGAAGAAAGAGGAAAAGAAGUAAAACUCAUUUUCAUUUUGUAAGAAAACUUUCCCCAUUAAAGAACCCUUUUCUUGAUUUUCUCAUGGUUUUCAAGAAUCUGUGGUUACGAAUACGUUUCAGCAAAUAGUACAAGAGGGUUACAGUGAACCUGCUUUCCUGCAUAUUUUCACAUGGUAGUGCCCUCAUGGGCUUUUGUCCAUUUUCACUUUUUUCUUUAAAUAAAUUCGAAAAUGUAAUUUGUUGUGUAAAUGUGAUCAGCAAUGUAAUAAGAAAUGCAAUUGGCCUUC